Molecule: messenger RNA, 587 nt
Organism: Thelazia callipaeda (thelaziosis nematode)
Lineage: Eukaryota; Metazoa; Nematoda; Chromadorea; Rhabditida; Thelaziidae
Source: the annotation of a GenBank genome assembly
AUGCAAGAGGCAGUGCGAUGGCGCGCAUUCGAGUUGCUAAAGUUGGUCGCAAAUCUUUUAAUAGCCGCAGAGAUUUUUACAGCUUUGGCUGACUUAAUUACUGAAUUUUUGGAAAUCAUCUCUCACACAAUAUUAUUUAAUUUUGGUGGCUAUCCAGCAGAGACAUUCAGUACGACUAGCUAUCAGUCCAUACUAAUUCAUAGGUGCAAAGUAAAAGAGAUAACAGAUUAUGUUGAUGCUACUUUGCGAACGGUUCAUCGAUGGAUUAAGUGCCGUAAACUGUGCUAUUUUGCUGCUUGUAUUAUUGACAAGGAUGAUAACAUAGUGCUAGAAGCCAUGAUAAAUAUCAUAGAUGUACACCACCCACAUCUCACAUCUCAUAAAUUAUUUGAACAAGAUGCUGUAGAUUUGAAACGCCAGUUCCAGCAGACAAUUUUUAUGUUACAAAGAGAAGCGUACAUUGAGAACUUGGAAUGUGAUUCUCUUAACAAAGGUAAAUUUAAAUGGGAGAAGUGUGAUCAACGUAAUCCAUCUGACCUCCGACCAUGUGGCAAUCGAAUUGACAACAAAUUGAUUGAGGUAUGAGA